AUGGACCAAACAGAAAAGCCCUGGAACAAUGUAUACACCAUUAACUUGGAUGUAACGCCCGGGCAAACACUUCAGUCCAACACAUCCAAUGAGCUGAAAAUGGACGCCAAACCCCGUGGGGUUGCCUUAAUAUUUGUCACCGUACCUGAACUUGCUCUAGAGGCCGAACGAUACAGGUCAAUUUUUCAGCAAUUACUAUUUGAACCGGUGAUUUGCCCGGCGCUCACCCGGGAUCAGACUGUGGCCAAAUUGAGCGAGGUGGCCGAUACAAACACCAAGUACAAGGGCGACGCUUUUAUCAUGAUGUUUAUCGGUCACGGAUAUAACGAGCGUAUCAUCGGGUGGUCAGCGUUUCCGCAGUGGCCGCCGGCACCGGGAGAUGUGCUGCCCGUCAGAGAUAUAGUGGCCAUGUUUUCCGAGACCCGGUGCCGGCCGUUGGCCCAAAAGGCUAAGAUGUUUAUAUUCAACUGUUGCAGCGAAAUGAGUGACACAGAGUGUUUGGCACCGGGUUUUGUCAAUAGCCAGUCCAUCGACACAAUGACCAGUUUGGACACCAAAUGGAAAACCGAUAACAAACUAACGCAUGUUAUUUAUGCGUGCGCUCAGGGGUCAAAAGCAUGGCACGACCAGGUCAACGGUCCUAUCGGUCACGUGAGUGUAUUCGGUCAGGCGCUCAGCCAUACCAUAGCGCAGUACUCGUGGCAGAAAAACGUGUAUCAGCUCUUUGUUAUGUCUGUUAACCGAUUGGAGGAGGAGUUGCAGCGAAAGGAUAAGACCAAUCGCCAAACGGAAAUCAAGAUGGUCACAGUGGAUAAAAAGCUUUUCUUUAACCCUGGUCUAUUCAAUAACAAACAUGAUAGGGCUGUGCGCUAUACUACAGUGUUGUGUACCACCCGUAACGAUGCUUAUGGCCAGAAGCGUAACCGCUAUAGCGUUGGUCGUAUUGCAACGGAUGGGGACAACACUGUCCUCACCAAUACUCAGAGGACACUAUCGCUGAGCCGUAGAAACAUUAUCGUCGGCACAGAUACACGCAGACCGUAA
This is a messenger RNA of Medioppia subpectinata, 1044 nucleotides long. The record is from the annotation of a GenBank genome assembly. Lineage: Eukaryota; Metazoa; Arthropoda; Arachnida; Sarcoptiformes; Oppiidae.